Molecule: messenger RNA, 1911 nt
Organism: Cariama cristata (Red-legged seriema)
Lineage: Eukaryota; Metazoa; Chordata; Aves; Cariamiformes; Cariamidae
Gene: MAVS
Product: mitochondrial antiviral signaling protein
Exons: 6
Source: RefSeq, a predicted model, not a curated record
UUAAAGAAUUUCAAGAAUAUCCGUGUGGCGUCGCUGGCCGAUUCCCUGAGCUGCCUGACCGAUGCUGACAGAGAUGAACUUCACACCCGGGAGGAAACACGGGGGAGCCAGGCCACGGUCUAUAGGUUUUACCAACACUUGAAGUGCCGGCGGGGCUGGGUGCCGGAUCUCAUCGACGCACUGCGCCAGAACAACGCAGGGCACCUGGCCGAUGAGCUGCAGCAUGUAUAUGACACCUGGCAAGCUCGUCCCCCGACUCCUGCUGCUGCCUCCUUCCCUCCUGCAGCCAGCGAUACCCGUCCUGCUGUCUCCUCCAUCGGUGCCCACACACCAUCCCCAGGGUCAAACCUUGCUCGGGGUGCCCCGUUGGCUGAGCAGCCACGCCAAAACCUGCCCGUCGGCAGCCAUCCACCUCCUAUGCCCGGUGCUGCCACUGCCACGAGCACAGACCUGGAUGCCAGGGCCCCAGUGCAGGAAACGGUCCCCAAAACCCUCCUGGAGCAAGAGACUCCGCGGCCACCUCCACCUGGGAGCACGGUCUGUGACAGAGUGAGCAACAGCCACGGCGGAGAGGAGCAUCUCUCGCACCCCAUCGAGGCUGCGCAAGUAGCAGUGGGGACCUCCGUGGCAGACAGUGUGGCCGUGCCAUCAGCUGUCCCCCCCAAGUCGGGCCAGGACUGGCUGCGCCGCCAGCAGCACCCGGUGUUUGUGGACAACGGGUGUUUUGGUAACGCCAACCACCUGCACCGCGGCAUGCCGGGCUUGGGUCUGGGCAGGUCUCUUCCACCGAGGGAUGCAGGCGUUGCUCAGAGCCCCGAGCAGCCCAGGAAUGAGCCCGAAGAGGACUUCUACGUCUCCACUGAGUCACUCCCGAGGCUGGAGGAGGCUGCUCGCAGCAGGGGGCUGCAGCCCCCAAGCUCACUGCCAAAAAACCAGGCUGUGCCCGGCUCCGAGCAUAGCCAGCCCCCGGGCAGCUUUGUGGAUGUGCGCAGCCCCCUCCUCAUACAGCAGCAGUUCGAUGCAGAACAGAAGCGAGCUGAGAUGCUGCAAGAACAUGGAGGAGAUGGAGACACUUUGAUGGAAACGACUACCCUGGUUGCUACGCCUGUGCCCAGAGAUGCUUCCCCAUCCUGCGACACCUCCAUGAAGCCUCCUGUACAAGAGGAGAAACCGCCGGUGGGGGAGACAGCCAGCAGCAUCCCUUCCAUGCCAACGAAGGAGAAAGUGCUCCCAGCCUCGGCAGACCCUCUCCUGACUGUUGCAGGAAGCUUUGAAGGCACACCUGGGAGGACGGCCUCCCGGGUGAGCUCUGCCACGAGCAUCUGGGCAUCUUGCAGCAACAUGGAGAGGGAUGUGGAGCUCAGCAAGCCGGGUGUCCUUCUCUCCAUGCCUGGGGAGAGCCCAGAGGCGGCCAGCAAAUGCCCAGGCUCUCAGGGGCUCAACAACCCUUAUUCCAAGGCAUCCAAGAGCCUCACCUUCAGCAGCGACCCGCUCAUGGUGAGCACGGAUAGCUCAAACUCAGGAGAAUCGCUCUCCAGAGUCUCCUUGGGAUGCCCAGCUCCAGCAGCUCGAGCAGACCCUGGGGAAGAGGAGGCAGCUGGAGCAACCAGAGACUUCCAUCCACCUCCAAGCUGGGACAGCACCUCCCUGGGCACCCACGAGGUCCGCGUGGACCAUUACCCCAGCACCCAGCUCGGGGUAGGCACUGACCUCCGAGACAGAGCCAGUCCCCUGGGAAACCCUGCAGUUUUUGACUCGAGCAGGGGCUGUGGCACUGCAACCAGCUCAUCUCAGGCUGAAGUCCCCCCAGGGGACAGCAACGGGCUGUCCCUGCAAUACAUCAUUCCAGCUGUGGGCAUCGCUGUGAUUUCAGCUGUGGCAUUUUUGGUGUACGCUCGAUUGCAGAAGUAG